CUCUCCUUCUCAACGAUAAUUGAUCGUUAUAAUAUACAAAGAUGCCCUCUGUCCCUCUCCAUCUACCUGGAUCUAAUUCCUCCACCUCCGUCGCCCUGAACCCUCUCCCAACCCUCCUUCAGACUCCCUCUGGCCUCGCUCUCCUAGAGCUCCAAGGCACCAUCCAUGCCCCCACCGCGGAAGAGUCAGAUCCUUCUGCCGACAAGUCGGUAGCGGAAAUUGGAAAGCUGGUGUUUCCACUGUACUCAGAAUUGACCGGGCAAGAGGACACCAAAUGGAUGAAGAGGGUGUAUCUAUACGUGGGCAAGCACCAGAGGAUGACGGGCGAGGUCAAAAAGCUGGGGAAGCCGUUGGGAGUGCUGGCGCGGCGGAAGUCUGAGGACGACGGCGAAGAACUGGAGAUACUGGAGGUGGUGAGGUAUAAGAUCGUAUUUUCUUCGAGGCCGGAGCCUGUGGGCGCGGAAGCUGAUGGAGCGUCUUGAUGUUAUACUUGGCCGGCUCAUAUGAUAUUCAAGAAUAGUUAUACGAAGACGUUUGUUUCCUGUGAAGCACUGGAGAGUCGCCCGAGAGACUUCGAAGACCUUCAGCAGAUGAAACUAAGGCUUUGAGGCAGCGGUCAGGUAUGUGAGCAUGAAGGUUGCCAUCAAAGACGAAAAGGAAGAGUAAUUCAUAGUUGCAAGGCUCUCCCUUAUAUCAUAACGCUCGAGCUGCGUCGCUCGUUUGCGGCGCAUUGCAGCACCGAGUAGAUCGAGUAGGUGUUCGGGUAGCCUGAAUACAACAAUUCAAUACACAC
Molecule: messenger RNA, 793 nt
Organism: Mytilinidion resinicola
Lineage: Eukaryota; Fungi; Ascomycota; Dothideomycetes; Mytilinidiales; Mytilinidiaceae
Product: putative sister chromatid cohesion protein Ctf8
Exons: 1
Coding region: 42-482 (146 amino acids)
Biological process (GO): mitotic sister chromatid cohesion
Cellular component (GO): Ctf18 RFC-like complex
Source: RefSeq, a predicted model, not a curated record